GUCAAAUCCUAAAAUCAAUGAAUAAAAUCAAACUUUUAUGUUAUUAAUCUUUUAAUUAGAUUACGACACUUUGGCCUGGAUUUCACAGACAGGGUCACAUAUAUACUAUUCUCAUGCAAUUCCAAUUAUUAUGAAUGGUUUUCUUUCUUUCCUAGAGAUAUAGUGAAGAAAAACACCAUGCAAGUUUAGAUAGACAUGAGAAUAAGUGAUUGUACAUCCUGUAGCUCAGUGGUAGACAUUGCGUUAGCAAUGCAAAAGAUCAUGGGUUCAACACACAUACUGGCGACCUUGUAAUGCACCAAAGUCACUGACAUGUUUUUCCACCUUUUUCAAACCAUUGUUGCUUUGGUUUAGGGUUAGAUUUGGUGUUUGCGUCAUUUUAAGUAUUGGUUUAUACAAUUUUUUUCAGAUUCAUUUUUUUUAUAUUUUCCAAUUUUUAAACGAUUGUCACAUGGCGUUAGAGUUGGGUUUGGGUAAGGAUGUCAUUUUAUGUAAAUCUAACCCUAAACCGAAGCGACAAUGGUAAGAAAAUAGGACAAAGCAGUUGAGUUUUUUUGCAUUUGGAAAUUGCACUAUAGGUACGUAAUUUCUGGGAUGACUAUUCCUUUAAGUUAAACAGGACUGUACUGUCUUUGAAGAUAUCCCAUUUUACACUGCCAGCACACAUGUUUCUAACAAAUGUUGUACAGUGCUUCAACUCCAACCAUAAGCGUAUGUGGCAGGCUGAAAAUGAGUCAGAGAAAUGGAAAGUCAAGUAAAACACUAGGGUACCGGCCAUCGCUGGGAGAGGAAUGUUGCAGUAGCCGGGUACAACUCUUUAGGUUAUCUGCACAGACACCAUACCUGUACAAUAUCCUGUAUAAACUGCUACAGGGAUCACCUCGAUCUGCCGCUCCAGAGCUUCUGCUAAAGUAACUAAAACUGCCUGUGGAAGAAGGAAGAAAGGCAGGUAGACGAAUGGAUAUCAAGCAAGUUCUCAUAUUUCUCUCUCUGUGUGGGCCGGCUUGGGCCUCGACGAUAGACUUGGAUGAUUAUGGCGGUGUACCUCUCUGGAUAAAUCGUUUUUUGGGAGAGCCAAGCGUGUUGACUUUAAAAGACCGGAUGGAUCCAGGGUGGUUUCGAGCCGUAAACCCACAAAGCUGUCCGCUGGAGUGUGACUGUCCAAUCCAGUGGCCGACGGCACUUUACUGUGACCAGAAGGGUAUUGAUCAGAUCCCUAAUGGUCUUCCAGCCCGCACACAGUAUCUUUUCCUCCAAGGGAAUAACUUCACUUCUCUUCGGUCUAGAGAGUUUGCCAAUGGCACCAACUUGCGCUGGUUGAUCUUGGAUCGCAACCAGCUACUGAGCAAACAACUCGAUAAGGCAUUGUUCUCUAAUUUGACCCACUUGGUAAAUCUCUUCAUAAACAAUAAUAACCUGACAGAGGUGCCGGCUGGACUUCCUGGUGGUCUGAGGCAGCUACGACUUGCAUACAACAACAUUGAAGAGAUUUCUUCUGGUGCUUUCCAAAAUUUGGAGAACUUAACGUUACUUCUGUUACAAGGCAAUCGUCUGAAGAUCAUUGAAGAGGGUGACUUUAAAGGUCUUGGAGCGCUCAACUUUCUGGAUCUCAGUCACAACCUUCUAGACACUUUCCCUAAAAAUCUGCCACCAUCUGUCCAGCAACUCUACCUUACCAACAACUCCCUGACUGGCCUGACCGACAACUGCCUUCAGGGCUUCAACAGACUUCGUUACCUACGAGUUGGACACAACAAGCUAAGUAACGAAGGGUUGGAUCCUAAUGCCUUCAACCUCACCUCUCUGGUAGAGCUUGACCUUUCGUAUAACCAGCUGACCGAAAUCCCAUUAAUUCCCACUACACUUCAAUAUCUCUACAUGGAGGUCAACCACAUCCAAGAGUUCAAUGUGAGCAGCUUCUGCAGGACGGUGGGACCCAUGUCGUAUUCACGGAUGAAGAUACUGAGGCUGGAUGGUAAUAUGUUGGAGUACCACAAGCUGCCUCCUGACUGGGUGUUCUGUCUACGAGUCAUUCAUAACAUUUAUAUCUGAUCUAAUAAAUCCACAUAUUGUCGAAGAAGCUUAAACAUUUAAUGCUUUUUUAGCUUUGCAAUACAACAACAAUUUUUAUUAUGUUAUUGUUUUAAAAAAAAAAAUAAGUUUGAGUACAUGUUGUAGGAUCUUAUUAAAACUUUGUACAUAAUAAUAUGGGGGAUAAAUAAUACUCAACGUAAGAGGACAUAACAUCAAAAUAAAUAUACAUAUAUCAGAUUAUAUAUCAUGGUAAUGAUACUGUUUUGUGUAACAAAGUUUUUUUCUGCUGAAAGUAGUGAUUUAUUUACAGCAAAUGUUCUUGUAGUACACUCUGAAAACUGCCAAUAAAUGCUGCUGCCAAACUGAGACAUUUUAGACAAAAUCUUUUCAUGGAUUAAUCAUUGAUCAUAACGGUACAUACAGUAUAAUGUCCUGAAAAUCACUUGGACAAUGUUUUGGCAGAGUUUUGGCAGUGUUAUUCCAUUGCAUGACACAAACUACAUGACAAGCUAUAAAGACUGUCUUUCUGUUGGCACAUUGUGUUUUCAUUCUCAAGAAAU
Molecule: messenger RNA, 2594 nt
Organism: Paramisgurnus dabryanus
Lineage: Eukaryota; Metazoa; Chordata; Actinopteri; Cypriniformes; Cobitidae
Product: lumican
Molecular function (GO): protein binding
Source: RefSeq, a predicted model, not a curated record